This is a messenger RNA of Nematostella vectensis (starlet sea anemone), 3716 nucleotides long. RefSeq names its product WD repeat-containing protein 91. Gene Ontology annotation, biological process: early endosome to late endosome transport. The coding region runs from base 35 to 2374 and encodes 779 amino acids. Lineage: Eukaryota; Metazoa; Cnidaria; Anthozoa; Actiniaria; Edwardsiidae. The record is from RefSeq and is a predicted model, not a curated record. The transcript has 14 exons. Gene Ontology annotation, cellular component: late endosome membrane; extrinsic component of endosome membrane; early endosome membrane. Gene Ontology annotation, molecular function: phosphatidylinositol 3-kinase regulator activity; protein binding.
GUCACACCAAGUCGAGGCUCGACAAGCAACAAAUAUGGCGGGCGCUGCGGCAGCUCUGGAAGAUUUAAUCAAGGAAUAUCUGGUGUUUCGAGGCUUUACUGCCACAGUAAAGGCUUUUGAAAGCGAGCUAAAGGCAGACAGAGAUAAAAGCUUUCGGGUAUCCAAAAUUGUGGACCAGCUGAGGUAUUAUGUAUCCAUAUAUGACAUCUCCUCUCUGCGCCAAUACUGGGAGCACUUAGACAAGAGAUUCUUCAAGCGAGUUGAUUUUCAACACUAUGCCAAUGUUAGGAAGCUUGAGACAUGUUUGCUGCGACUUUACAUUGUCAAUGCAUUACAGAACUAUAAGAUUGAAAAAGUUACUGAGUUUUUUGAAAAGUAUGCCAUGGAGCUACAACAACACAAUGAGUGGCGGGAAUGGUUUGCCAUACCUUUUAUCAAGAAUCCAGAGCAAAAUGCAACCUUUGAGAUGUUCUUCCAGAAGUCAUGGCAGGAGACUUUUUACUUGUCACUUUAUAAUUUCAUCAUAACCCUCUUCCAUCACAUGCCUGUACCUACACUUCUCAAGUACAAUGAGGAGAGAGGUGCUCAGCAGAGGCUGGAGGCUGAGGUAGUCAAGCUCAAACAACAGGUAGUUGACUUAGCUGAGGAAGCAGCAGAGCUCCAGCAACAAAAGGCAAAGCUAUUGGACUUACUGGAGUACAGUAAACCUGCCAGAAACAAUACUGUUGAGGACGAAGAUGCUGAUGAAUUCCUGGUUGUACCAAAGCCCCCCACCCCUGUCCAAAAGACAGUCUUCCAAAAAGUAUUUAAUACUAAGAUAAAAGAGAGACCAAAGAAAAACAAAUCGCCAGGAAAAGCUCAAGAGGAUGCUUUACAAACAAAGGCAGUGCAGAAAAAGCAAGUUAUUAUGAAACAGCAACAGCAGCAACUUCAGCAGGUGCUCCAUGAACAAGAACGACUACUUUACACGCUACAGGAGGAGCAUAAAGCAAGCGUCCCAUUUCCAGAUUUCAGCCAAAGUCAAGAUGUUGCUGUUGAAGCAGUGGAAACACCAAUCACAUCUCCGGAGCUAUCUUCCCAAGAUCAGCAACAGACAGAGACAGAUAGACCUGGACUGGCCAGAAAGUCUCAGAGUUUUGAUUCUGGUUCCAGUGGGAAAACCUCUGGUCAUGAUGAUGUUGACAGUGCAUCUGUUCACAGAGCUACAACACUACCUAGGAUGAAUUCCGCUCCAUCCAGCAGUCCAUCCAUGAAAGGCAGGACAUCCCAACCCAAGAAUAUAGAUGACUGCAUACCCAAACCAUUCAUCCAUCUUGGCCAGGAAGAGUACAAAGAGCAUCAUGCCGCUGUCACCCAUUGCCGCUUCAGCUCCAGCGGGAGGACAAUUGCAAGUGCCGACACGGAUGGAAUUGUCAAAGUAUGGACCAACUAUCCAGACAUCAAGACCUGUACCACCAUCAUGUCCAAAUCGCCACUACUCUCACUCGAAUGGGCCACUAAGCCGGACAGACUGCUUCUUUUGGGCACAGCCAACGGCAAAGUCCGGUUGUAUGACACUGAAAACAAGAAGUCCAUGUGCGACCUCUCUACUGACGCUGGAUUCCCAAGGGUGGUCUCCUUGUCUUGUAGCCCGACAGGUACUGCGUUUGUAUGUUCAGCGGCCGCUUCACGUAGAAAUUCUUCAAAUAGAUUAAGUCAGACGAUGACAAAGUAUGGAGAUACGACGAACCUAACUACAGCUGGAAGCAAUUCUGGUGUACUGCAGUUCUGGGACAUGAAGACCUUAAAGGUUGAGCGUCAUUUGCCGAUCGAGCCCACGCCGUCGUGCAUCAAUUGUACGGGAUUCAACCACAAUGGGACCUUGCUUGUGACGGGAGCUACGGAUGGCAUGAUUAGACUUUACGACAUGCACACGUUCGACUGCCUAAUGGCCAUGCAGGCUCACGUGGGAGAGGUCUACUCAGUCCAGUUCAGCGUCGAUGAGACCACUAUAUACAGCAUGGGCGCCGAUGGCAAGUUCUCUCAGUGGAGUGUGCAUCGAAUGGGCCGUAAGAUAGCAGACCUCGAUAUUCACGAAGGGGCUGUCAACACAGAUGUCUUGCUUGAUAGCCCUCGCCACAAGUCUCGGCAAACAAGGGGCUCCUUUGGGAGGCUGUUCGCUUUCGACUCCGAGGGUCAGUACGUCUUGACCUGUGGACCACAGUGCGGGCUCAUAUACAAGAUUGAAAACCAGGACCUCACGCAAGUCCUCAGUCUUCCGUACCACAGGCAGCCUGUGUUGAGCGUAGAUUGGACCUCGUCACUCAGUUGUUCGACAUGUCUCACUGGCUCCCAGGACGGAACGAUCCAAGUAACGUCAUUACUUAGACAAUAGUCACGCAACAUUUCCGUCAUUACAAGUAAUGUCACUACUAAGAUGUUAGUCACGCAACACUCACAUUAUUGCUGAGACGAUAGUCACGCAAAAUUCAUGCCAUUGCAAGUAGUGUCAUUACUUAGACAAUAGUCACGCAAAACUCACUCACAUUACUGCUGAGAAAAUAGUCACGCAACACACACUACUGCUGAGACGAUAGUCACGCAACAUUCACGUCAUUACAAGAAAUGUCACUACUGAGAUAUUAAUCACGCAACACUCACAUUACUGCUGAGACGAUAGUCACGCAACAUUCACGUCAUUCCUUUACGGAAGAGUCACGCUUCUAUACUCAAUCGAUAGGACAGACGAAUACUGUCACUGAUGCGGAAUUGAUGCCUUUGAUUGCAUGAUGGUCAAAGUGACGUCACUGCUGCCUUUGAUUGCAUGAUGGUCAAAGUGACGUCACUGCUGCCUUUGAUUGCAUGAUGGUCAAAGUGACGUCACUGCUGCCUUUGAUUGCAUGAUGGUCAAAGUGACGUCACUGACGCUUUUGAUUGCAUGAUGGUCAAAGUGACGUCACUGACGCUUUUGAUUGCAUGAUGGUCAGAGUGACGUCACUGACGCCUUUGAUUGCAUGAUGGUCAAAGUGACGUCACUGACGCUUUUGAUUGCAUGAUGGUCAAAGUGACGUCACUGACGCUUUUGAUUGCAUGAUUGACACAGUGACGUCACUGACGCUUUUGAUUGCAUGAUGGUCAAAGUGACGUCACUGACGCUUUUGAUUGCAUGAUGGUCAAAGUGACGUCACUGACGCUUUUGAUUGCAUGAUGGUCAAAGUGACGUCACUGACGCUUUUGAUUGCAUGAUGGUCAAAGUGACGUCACUGACGCUUUUGAUUGCAUGAUGGUCAAAGUGACGUCACUGACGCUUUUGAUUGCAUGAUGGUCAAAGUGACGUCACUGACGCUUUUGAUUGCAUGAUGGUCAAAGUGACGUCACUGACGCUUUUGAUUGCAUGAUGGUCAAAGUGACGUCACUGACGCUUUUGAUUGCAUGAUGGUCAAAGUGACGUCACUGACGCUUUUGAUUGCAUGAUUGACACAGUGACGUCACUGACGCUUUUGAUUGCAUGAUGGUCAAAGUGACGUCACUGACGCUUUUGAUUGCAUGAUUGACACAGUGACGGCUCAGCAGUGGGCCGAGGACAAUACAGAAUUGGAAGCACUAAAGUAUUUCUCAAUUUGUUUGACUUAAAAUAUUUUUAUAUUUGAUUAUAUUGUAAAUAAGAUAUAAAGGAUACAUUGUAAAAUAAUCUUUCAUAUAAAACUUGAAAUAUAAUUUAAUAGAGUACAUAACGA